Yamadazyma tenuis ATCC 10573 is the source of this 1002-nucleotide messenger RNA. RefSeq lists its product as uncharacterized. Gene Ontology annotation, molecular function: oxidoreductase activity. The record is from RefSeq and is a predicted model, not a curated record. Lineage: Eukaryota; Fungi; Ascomycota; Pichiomycetes; Serinales; Debaryomycetaceae.
AUGUUGUUUUGGAAUAAAAGGCAGUUUGUGCCAGAGGCAACUGAAUACUUCAAUCCAAUGACCGAUAGCAAGGUGGCAAUCAUUACAGGCGGUAACCAGGGUAUUGGAUGGUACACUGUCUUACAUUUGUAUUUACAUGGGUUCAAGAUAUACAUGCUUGCAAGAAAUGAGGAGAGGGCAUUGAAAGCAAUUGAAGAGAUCAAAGUUGAAGCAGAGAAGCGAGUAAGCAAGUACGAUGAAGCUGAGACUAGGCUGAGGUUCUUUGGUAGUAUUCAUUACAUACCCUGUGACUUAUUGGACUUGAAGAAUGUCGAAAAAGCUGCUGAAACUAUAAAAAAAGCUGAAGACCACUUGGAUAUUAUAAUCAAUAAUGCUGGACUCAUGGGAUGUCCGUUCGAGAUGACUAAAGAUAACUAUGAAGUCCAAUUGCAGGUAAACGUGGUAUCCCAUGUUCUUUUGACAUUGUCUUUGUUACCACUUCUUGUGAACUCAAAGGCUCCAAGGGUUGUUCAAGUUUCUUCUCUUGGCCAUAACCUUGCAACUUCAUUUUAUGAGAAUACCAAUGACUUGAAUAAAUCUCCUUCGUCUUAUUAUUCCAUGUUGAGAUAUGGUGUGGCUAAAACAGCCGCAAUUCAUUUUACGGAGGUCUUGGCCAAGAAGUAUCCUAAUAUUUUAUGCGUUGCAGUUCAUCCUGGUGUAAUUGCAACAUCUUUGUACGACUUUGUUUGGUCAACUAAUGGCUUUUUAGGUACAAUCCUGAGCUGGAUAUUCAAGGUAUCUGGAAGUAUAAUUGCCGUCUCCUCUGAGGUUGGUGCUUAUGCUUCACUCAGGGCUGCUUUAGAUAACACUUUGACAGUCGAUCAAAAUAACGGAUGCUUUCUCACAACGGGUGGUGUUAUGUCUAGUGCAAGCAAAGUAGCAAGAAAUAUGGACUACGCAGAGAAGACCUGGAAUUGGAACAUCACUCAGCUUCAAGAACGGGGAUUCAAAUUGAUUGAUUAG